Messenger RNA from Schistocerca gregaria, 435 nucleotides. RefSeq lists its product as uncharacterized. The transcript has 2 exons. Lineage: Eukaryota; Metazoa; Arthropoda; Insecta; Orthoptera; Acrididae. The record is from RefSeq and is a predicted model, not a curated record. The coding region runs from base 1 to 435 and encodes 144 amino acids.
AUGAAACUCACACUCGGUAAAAAGCAGAUUAUUGCACUCGAUGGAAAUGACAGUCGAAUCACUGAAAAGGAGGAGGUUUUGAAGUUCAUCAGAGACUUUUAUAGCAAUUUGUAUAGCAAUCCAAGGGAAAAUUUGAGUGUACCUAAAUUAAAUGAUGUACCUAGUGUUCCAGAUAUACUCCCAUCAGAAGUCAAGUGUGCUAUAGAUACCAUGAAGAAGGGAAUAGUGCCAGGUGAUGAUGAGCUCAGCGUUGACAUCCUCAAACUGGCAGGAGAGGUAACAAUAAAUCACUUGGCAAAAGUAUUUACUUCCUGCCUGCACUAUGCUUCAAUCCCAUUAUCGUGGAACAAGGCUAAGAUUAUAUUCAUACACAAGAAAGGAAGUACGGAGUACCAAAACAAACUAUUAAUCAUUGUUUAUUUACUUGUUUCAUGA